GCCCCACAGUGCGAGUUGAGGUGUUGUGAAUGGGGGGCUUCUGGAAACCGGCGUAUCAUCGCUUCGGGAUUGUGGAGCCAAUGUAGCAACUUUUUAGAGAGAAGAUAGGCGUUGAUGCUAGAGGAAAGCUCAUAAAUCCGGUACACGCAGGUCCAUUGUGAAUCGUGGUGUAAUGUAGGUUAGUGCAAAACAUUAUAUUGUGAAGUUUGUUCGGCGUAGGCAUACGUUUUCUUCGCGAAAAAGAGUGCUGGAAUGCCAUGCGGAUUCGACUGAACUUUGCGGUGGAGUAGCUUGCCUAUCUAAGCAGUGGACACAGCGAAUCCAAAGGAAAAUUGAUCCACAACGUUACACGUAUGACUCUACGGUAGCUAACGGUAUCAAGUACAUCGACAAAAGGAAUAUAAAACCACGAAGAGGUUGAAGACCGUAAGAAACUUCUGUGCAUGCACGUUCUCUUCAUUCAGCUGGACUUUUCAGUUUACUUUGCACAUUUUCAAUUGGAGCAUGGAAAACUUAACUAUCCACCAUUUUCCUUGAGUGCCUGAACUACGGGGAUAAAGGAAUGUGAAGGAUACUCGGGGCAUCUGAAAAAUAAUCUAAGGUAGCCUGCAUUUGUUCUGUAGCCUAUCGAAAGAACUGCUUUGCCCAAACUGUUAAGAAAACAAAAACGUCUUUUGUGUAGUUUUCCUCAGGAAUCCUCUUUAGACGACGUAAAGGCAACUUUUUAAAUCUCACGGUACUGAGUUUGUUAGCUAUUCAUCAUCAUGGCGGUAACCAAAACCUGGGACUUUGUUCUACUGGCGAGGUGCACAUUGGCGGUCGGGAUCCUGCUGCUUCAGCCUAGUGGGGGUCAGUACCACGGAGAGAAGGGCAUCUCUGUACCGGAGCACGGCUUUUGUCAACCUAUUUCGAUUCCCCUGUGCACAGACAUCGCUUACAAUCAGACCAUUAUGCCAAAUCUUCUGGGUCAUACCAACCAAGAGGACGCCGGUUUGGAAGUACACCAGUUCUACCCACUGGUUAAGGUGCAGUGUUCACCGGACCUGAAGUUUUUUCUGUGCUCCAUGUACGCACCAGUGUGCACGGUGCUUGAGCAGGCCAUCCCCCCGUGCAGGUCGCUGUGUGAACGGGCACGACAGGGCUGCGAGGCGCUCAUGAACAAGUUCGGCUUCCAGUGGCCGGAGAGGUUGCGCUGCGAGAACUUCCCGGUGCACGGAGCCGGAGAGAUCUGCGUGGGUCAGAACACCUCCGAUACCGACCCCCCCACGGCGAACCCAACGCCUCGGCUGCCUGAGAUUGUCACCUUCCCCCCACACAUAGGCCGACCACACCAGCCUUUCACUUGCCCGCUGCAGCUCUCCGUCCCCACUUACCUCAACUACCAGUUUAUGGGGGUGAAGGACUGUGGCGCCCCCUGUGAGCCUAAGGAAUCCCACAGUUUGGGCCUGAUGUACUUUCGCGAAGAGGAAAUGAAAUUCGGGCGGCUUUGGGUGGGCAUUUGGUCCAUACUGUGCUGCGUGAGCACCCUGUUCACGGUGCUCACGUAUCUGGUGGACAUGAGGCGGUUCCGGUACCCCGAGCGCCCCAUCAUCUUCCUGUCUGGCUGCUAUUUCAUGGUGGCCGUGGCCUACGCGGCAGGAUUCCUCUUGGAGGACAAAGUUGUCUGCAUCGACAAGUUUAAAGACGACGCCUUCAGGACAGUGGCUCAAGGUACCAAAAAGGAGGGCUGUACCAUCCUGUUCAUGAUCCUGUACUUCUUCGGCAUGGCCAGCUCCAUCUGGUGGGUCAUUCUCUCGCUCACCUGGUUCCUGUCAGCCGGGAUGAAGUGGGGGCACGAAGCCAUCGAGGCCAAUUCCCAGUACUUUCACCUGGCGGCCUGGGCAGUGCCAGCGGUGAAGACCAUAACCAUCCUCGCCAUGGGCCAGGUGGACGGUGACGUCUUGACCGGCGUCUGCUACGUGGGCAUCUACAAUGUGGAUGCUCUGCGUGGCUUCGUCCUGGCUCCCCUCUUCGUCUACCUCUUCAUCGGCACCUCCUUCCUCCUCGCCGGUUUCGUGUCCCUGUUCCGCAUUCGCACCAUCAUGAAGCACGACGGGACCAAGACGGAGAAACUGGAGAAGCUCAUGGUUCGCAUUGGGGUGUUCAGUGUACUGUAUACAGUCCCUGCCACCAUCGUCAUCGCCUGCUACUUCUACGAACAGGCUUUCCGAGAGCAGUGGGAGAAAACAUGGCACAUGCAGACGUGCAAGCGCUUCGCUGUGCCGUGCCCAAUCAACAACUUUGCACCCAUGACGCCGGACUUUACUGUGUUCAUGAUCAAAUACUUGAUGACCAUGAUCGUGGGGAUUACCUCUGGCUUCUGGAUCUGGUCAGGCAAAACGCUUCAAUCCUGGCGCAGGUUUUACAAACGACUGAGUAACAGCAACCAAGGCGAGACGACCGUGUGAUCACUCGGGGUGUGUGUGUGUGUGUGUGUGUGUGUGUGAUCACAGUGUGUGUAAUCACUCUGUGUGUUGGCUACAUUUGUACUGAGUAUGGAAGAGACACUUGACUUGUAGCCUGAGUAAACAAAUUUCAGAAAUGAGGAACUAUAAUGGGGGCGAAAGCACCCUGUGUCAGUGUGACGGAUGACUGAUUUUAGACAAGGCCUUUCAAAAGUUAGUAGCUGAGAACCGUCCGGCCCCAACCCCUUCACAGGCCGAGAGACUUUUUCAUAGAAAAAAAAAAAGAACUAAUCCAAAGAACAUUUUUACUUGUGCUGUUUUCGUCAAUUCUGACAAGGAAUUCAGGACCGUUUCAUUCAAAAUGUGCCAUAGGCUAUAUGAAACGUGCCAAUUGCAGUGAACAUAACCCUGCUUCAUAGAUAAUGUAUCAUUUUUUCACUUUAUAUAAGCUUUUCUUGUUUAAAAAAAAAUUCAGUUGCAAAGCCCAUACUAUGUCAUGUUUUGUUGUUUGCACUUGUCUAUGGUUGUGUUGUCAUAUUGAUCUUGUCCCUACAUUUUGAUAAUUUUGUAUUUUACAAACAAAAGUUUUUUUCUUAAAAACGUUUUUUUUUUUAGUAAUGUCUCUGCUUCAAACCAUUUGGCAUAGCUUACCUUUUUACUGGACAUGUUACUCUGUUUAAAUUGUGUUUUAAUGAAGAGUGUUUCAGGUGCUUCACCCAGUAAUGUCCGUCAUACAGUCAUCAGCCCCUAUAGACAAUCACCAUGGGAGUUAAAAUAUCAGUUGGGACACUGUAGGGUAGGCUGUAUGCAUGUGAAUAGUUGUAAGAUUAUGCAAACUCGCACAGAUACAUGUUGUGUAAAUAGUCACAUUUUUGUGCAAAAGAAUAUAUGUAUUUAUAAGAAAAUAUUUGCUGUUUUCUACCUGAUCUGUUUUUGAUGAGACAAGGUCUUAUUUGUAUCUGUACAGUUUCAUGGAAUAAAACGAAUAGGUUUUUAA
This is a messenger RNA of Clupea harengus (Atlantic herring), 3441 nucleotides long. RefSeq names its product frizzled class receptor 7b (gene fzd7b). Gene Ontology annotation, cellular component: plasma membrane. Gene Ontology annotation, molecular function: Wnt receptor activity; Wnt-protein binding. Lineage: Eukaryota; Metazoa; Chordata; Actinopteri; Clupeiformes; Clupeidae. Gene Ontology annotation, biological process: canonical Wnt signaling pathway; non-canonical Wnt signaling pathway. The record is from RefSeq and is a predicted model, not a curated record.